UGGAAAUGGUGUCGGAGGGGGCGGGGUGCAGCAGGAGGGAGCAGAGAUGUUUGGAGGCUUUUUUUUAAUAUAAAAUUAUUUAUUUAAAUAAAAAUGGCCGCCGUGGAGAGCGGAGAGGAGAGACUGGAGGAAGGUCAAGAGAGCGAGGAGGGACCUGUAGACCCCCAGCACCCCCACAGUGUAAGAGAGAGGUCCCACAGUAAGACCAAGAAGACCCGCCGGGAGCGUCGCCAUGCCGACCGGGGAGUGGAGACCACAUCAUCAGCCACACGCUCUACCGCCGUGCUGCAGCCACAGACGGGGGCAGAGCAACAGACGCAGGUGUCGGAGCCAGUGGCAGGCCCCUCAGAGGAGCCCGGAUCAGAGUCUGCAGCCGGCAGUGAGUCCGCAGGUUCUCCCAGGCAGCGGCGCUCCAUCAUUCGGGACCGCGGGCCGCUGUACGAUGACCCGUCACUGCCCGAAGGCUGGACCCGCAAACUCAAACAGAGGAAGUCUGGUCGCUCAGCCGGGAAGUUUGAUGUCUAUCUGAUCAACUCGGAGGGAAAGGCAUUUCGUUCCAAAGUAGAACUUAUCGCCUACUUCCAGAAAGUCGGCGACACGACCACUGACCCAAAUGAUUUUGAUUUCACUGUCACCGGGCGUGGAAGUCCCUCCCGCCGUGAGAGACGCCCACCUAAGAAACCGAAGGUGGUGAAACCAUCGGGGCGAGGCCGCGGGAGGCCCAAAGGCAGUGGGAAGAUGCGGCAGGCUACAGAGGGCGUGGCCAUGAAACGUGUAGUUGAAAAGACUCCAGGCAAACUGCUGGUCAAGAUGCCCUUUGGCAAGGCAGAUUCCUCCACUGGCACCACCUCCACUGCCUCAAAGGUGCCAUCUCCUGCCAUGGUGCCAAAGUCUCGUCCUGGCAGAAAGAGGAAAUCAGAACAGGAACUUACUGCCCCACCGCAGACCGCACCCAAGAAACGUGGCAGGAAACCAACCUCGGCCUCAGCAGCAUCAUCGCUCGCCACCACAUCCACCUCUGCUGCAUCAACAUCUGGUAGCUCAGCAGCUGGUAGCUACACUGCAGCUGCCAUUUUAGCAGCUGAGGCUAAACGGAGAGCAGCCAAGGAGUCUUCCACCAAACCUGUUGUCCAGGAAACAGCCCUGCCAAUCAAAAAACGCAAAACGAGAGAGACCGUGGAAGAGAGGGAGAGCGUUCAGACUCUGGUGUCCGCAACAACUGAAACUGAGAGACGGGACACAGUAGAGGUGGAGGGAGAUAAAGGCGAGGGAGCUCCGACCUCCGAGCCUCAGCCCGCCGCCUCUGAGCAGAGUCAGGCCCAAUCACAGAAGCAGCCUGCUGCUUCAGAUGAAAGCCAAUCACAUGGACACAAGGCGCAUAAAGGGAGGAAGCACAAGGAGAAAACAGGAAUAGCAGCAGGAGAUGGAGCAAGCAAAGGAGAGGAAGUAGAUGAAGAUGCAGGUGAUAAAGGAGGAGAAAGGAGUAGCAGCAGCAGCAGUAGCAUUAGCCCAUCAAAAAGUCACAAACGGAAGGACCGGCCGCCUCACAAACAUCACCUUCAUCAUCACCACCACCACCACCAUCAUCAUCAUCAUCGCCACCAACAUUCCUCUGCAUCCACAUUGGAUCAGCCUCCUCCUCCAGUCUCUGAACACCCAGCACCCUCCAGCCAAUCCGGGCCUGAUGUUGAGCCUCAGACUGUGCCUCAGCUCACCGCCCAACAGUCCCAGCACAGCCAGCAAGCUCCUCCCAGACCACAGUCCAAGUCUGCAACUCAGUCCCUGCCGGAACCUCGGCAUCCUUCGCCACGCCACCAACCCCAACCGCGUUCCCAGCAGCAUCCCCAGACCCAGUCUCCCACUCAACCCCAAGCCCAACCUCAAUACCCAGCUCCCCAGCCCUCUCCUACCAGGCAUGUCCUGCCCCAGCCACGGUCCCAGCAGUCCUCAUCCCAAAGUUACGGUCAGCCCAAACCCCCUCCCCAAAAAACUCAGUCACAGCCUGUCCACUCCCCAGCCCAGCAGCGAACCCAGCUUCAGGCUCUGCAUGCUCCACCUCAGUCUCCUUCUAUCUUGCACAUUCAUCCAUCCCAAACGAGGCACCCACAUCCGCAAGCUCAGUCCCCCACAACAACCCAACCUCAAACCCAGUCCAGACACUCGUCUCAAUCCCAAGCCCAACUCAAACAACAAUCUCAACCCCAGACCCGGCAGUCACUGCAGCCUCAACUGCAAACCAGGACCCCAGCCCAACUUCUGACUCAAUCAGAGUCAAGAAUCCUGGCCCAAUCUCAGCCUCAACUGCAGCCCAGAACCCCUGCUCAAACGCAGCCUCAGUCCCAGUCCAGACCCCUAGCCCAAACACCACCUCAAACCCUGUCUAGGACCCCAAGCCAAACGCAGCCUCAGUCCCAGUCCAGACCCACAGCACAAACGCAGCCUCAAUCCCAGUCCAGGACCACAGCCCAAGCGCAUCCUCAAACUCAUUCUAGGACCCCAGCUCAACCCCAGUCCAGGACCCUAGCCCAAACACAGCCUCAGCCUCACCUGCAACCCAGACAUCAAGCGCAGCCCCAACAGCAGACAAGGCACCUAUCUCAACAACAGCACCAGACCCAAUACAGACCACAGCCCAGACAAUCUCUCUCCCAGCCUAGGCCACCCCAUUCCCAACCCCAGUCCCAACCCCAAGCACAGCCACAGUUUCAGAGGAUUCAAACACAGCCACGUCCCCAGCCCCACCCUCAGUUCACCAGGCCCCAUAUGCAGCAUCUUUCAUCCCACCGACCAUCUGCCAGCCUAUCCAGGACCAACCUAGUCCCUGCUCAGCAGAACCAGAGCGAACAGCCUCAAGAUCUGAGUACUGCUCGGCCUGGCCGGGGGAGCCUGCUGCUGAGCCGAGAGGCCAGCGUGGAAGGCAUCAGGGUAGAGGGCAGAGGGGAGACGGUCAUGGCACCAGACAACAGAGAUGUUUUAGGAGGUGAAAGAGGGUCGAACAGCACCCCCCAGAGGCCUCCCAGCUCCAUGCCUCCUACAACUCCAGUAGUAGCAGGGGCUGGGGUCGGUCUUGUUCCUGGGGCAGAUGGUAGGGCUAGGCUCCGGGCAGAGCCAGAGGCAGCAGGUGAGGGCAGGGAGCUCAGAGACAUCGUCCCUCAGUCAGCUGUCCCCUGCCCCAGCCGGGAAGAAACUGUAGAGUCACGGACGGUCGUCAGCGAAAGAGUCAGCUGAUUGGUCAGGCUGAUGAACAGGCUGACCCAUCGGUGGACUGACGGACUGAGUCAGCACCAGGCGGAAGAGGAGUGUGACUGGGCUGUUCAUGGAGGUUUAAUGAUUGUACACUGUUUUCAGAUAGACGGAUGGUCUUGCAGAGCUGGUAGGACCGUUGCAGUUUCUGCUGAGUUCUUAUUCUGUCUGGAGACUCUGUAAAGUUCUGGAUUUGAGAACCAGUUGGACACUGAGGACAGCUGGAGAGGAGAACGAAUAUUGUCUUUUUCUAGGAAAAACAAACAAAAAGGAAAAAACGAUAAACAAGUGUGCGUGUGUACAUAAUCAAAAGGCAGCUGUUGUGUCCCGCUAGUCUCCAUGGGGAGGGGGAAGUAGUUUGGAACUAAAAACCGACGCUUAACAACACAUUACUCUGAACGAAACGUUGCUUCCGGAAUAUAACCUUUUUUUUUUUUUUUUUUUUUUAUUUCGUAUUUUGAUAGUUUGUUUUGUCUCUGUUAUACAGCUUUAAACUCUGAUAUUAUUGACUGACGGUCCCUUACUCAUUGUCGUGCUGCUGACUGACAGUCUGUUAUUUAAAGUCCUGCUCUUAACUGACGGCAUCUCACUAAAACUCUUCGCGUUGACUGACAGUACUGAAACUAGUCCUCGACGGAAAGCCUCAGAGGUGAUGUGGGGUGGCGGUUUGCACCUUUACCUGGUUUCACAAAAAUUUCACAAUUUAUUUUCUUCCCGUUUUGCAUUAAGCCCACAAAGAAGGAGGGUCAGUAAUGUUUGUCAUCAACUUCCAGACUGCCCCCUGCAGGUAGUGAAUCUGAAUCUGCACAGGCCUCAUCCAGUCUUUGAAACUCAUUAUCAUUUACAAUAUUUGAACAACUUGAAGAGUUCUCGGUUCCUCCUGUCAGACGCCAAAACAGCCUCAAAAACAGACGAGUCAGUUGUUGGAUCAGAAAACCUCGAGCGGCUCAUCGUUUAGAAACACAGCGAGUUGUUCUUCCAGAUUAGAGAUUCUUCCAUCCUGGUCUUCAUUAAAUCUGUUCAGUCUUUUUGUUUCCAAAGGAAGCACUUUUAAUAGCAAACCAAACCCACUUUUACAGUAGCUUUAUUUUAGUUUUUAGUCUUAAUGAAAGAGUGGGAAAUGGAGUCAUUUUUAUUGUGUCUUCGUGUUGAAUGUCUGGAACAGUUUGCACUCCUCCAGUCUGUACAAUCAACCGCCUGCAUGUCGCUCGGAGACCCUGCAGGCAUUCAACCAGAGCAACACAUACGCAGAGGUUGACUUCGUCGCGGUUUACUGUCAGCCAGAGGGACAGCGUUCUGAAGUUAAACCCUGAACGAAGUCCGAUUGAGCUUUGUGUGGAGUCGCAUGUGCUGGAAACUCAAAACUAUUCAGUGAGCUGAAAACCGACUGUGGUCCUGUAAGUCCACAUAUGAGAGCGCGAAGGAGAAACUCCUUAGAGACAGUGAGAACACGUCCUGCAGGACUGCACUCAGUUUGAAAUCCACAUUCUGCAGUGGGCGCACAUGGAGCAGGCAUCACUGGAUCACAAACGAGUUCUUAUUGUGCAAUGAAAAGCUAGCCGAACGAUUCAGAUCUUUGAUAGUUUUUAGGAGGAAGUUGGCAUGAAAAUGUUGCUUUGGUUUAUUUAUUUCAUUUUCAGUGUCAACGUUUCGAUGGCUCUGAGUCCCCUGAUGAUUUGUAGUUGAACUGUCAGGUGCAACAGACGACUGUAAAAACUGUAUGUCACGGUCAAAGGUGACGUUUAUUCACCUGAAUGAAAAUUGCUCACAGGACGUCACAAAAACAAACGGGUUUUCUUGGUUCUUGGAAAGUUUCACAAAUAUGAAACCUUAAAAAUUUAUAACACAGACAGUCACGUUUGAGCUCAGACGUGUCGUCUGUAAUGGAGGCCUGAACGUACUCCCAUAGGUGGACGUCGGCACAUGCGACACACACAAACGUCUUCGGUAGAUGGUUGUAGUGUUUGAGUCCAAACAGAUGCCCUCUGAUGGUGUGAUUUGCACCACAUGGACCCUCGCACAUUCAGACAUGAAAAGUAUAAUUUUUACUUAAGCCUGAGUGGAGGCGCCACAUCACAGCCUUUAACUCGUCCAUGAGUUGAAGCCAGAUUGAAUCAUCAGGGUGUUUUCAGACCUGUCGUUAGUUUGGAUGAGUAAACUCAUGUUCUCGGUUCAGAACCAAAGUCAGAUGAGGAUGUUCUCUGUUCUCUGACUGUGGCAGGAAUAAGAACACAGAAACAGGAAGAAGCUCAGAGACCUCCACUUGUUCACCGGCGAGCAAAACACAGCUGACUGCAAAGUCAUUGUAGCUCAUCAGACUGGGAUCAGAUCAUGACAAAGGAAACACUCCAGAAAUGGUUUGCGACCAGAUCCAGACCACUUCCUCUAAAGGGUCUCGUGGUUGUUUUGGUCUGAGUACAACUGCAACGACCAGAGUCCAGUUGGACCAGACUGAGCAGCAGGUCCAGAAACACCCCGAGGGCCGUCAGGCAGGACGCCUGAAGAAAACCAAGAGGUGACUUCAAACUGAGUGCAGAAACAAAACAUGAGUCGUUUCCACACAAUUCGCAGCAGAAACAAAACAGCCUCCCGCACAGCACUUAAUUACAAUAAAAAUAUUACAGAAUCCGAGUUAAAAUGAACUGAUUGUAUCACUUAGAUUAAACUACACUUCAGAUAUUAACAGUGAGUUUUAUGUUUUUAAAAUGUAAGUAAACCUAAGUAUGCAGUAAACAUACCAAGACUGAUCACUGCUCACAAAUAUGUUGCCAUGGCUACUGAUCUGGAUCUUUAACGAGAAGCCCUGUGAUUGGCUGUGGAAGCCGUAGUUUACUCCUGGUCCAUCAGGGAGCUGCUUCAGACUCCUGGAUGUGAGCUCUCACAGGUGGACUUACAGUCGCUGUUUGAGUGUUCGUGCUCUCUUGGUGAUCGGUCGCCCAUAAACUCCACACUUUGCACCUUAGUGUCCACACGACUCUGUGGGGGAAGCUCCAGCACUUUAACAAAUGUCCGAAAACUGAGCUUUUCACCCCUCAAUCAGAAAAAAAUGAAUGAAUGUCUUCAUCCCUGAUAAAAUAAAUGUGCCUCGUUUAAACUAAAAGUCAUCCAGCCCUCACCUGACGCACCUCGGUGAUGUCAUACAGGUGACCUCUGCGUACGUGGCGCUCCGCCUGCCGCCCAGUCUGCUCGGAGCAGUGAAGCUGUUAGCAUGCUGUCUCUCGCGCAGACGCAGAAAUCAAACGUCCCUCUGUGAACGGACUCACGCCACAGGACUCGACCCGGCACAAACUACAGUAACCAGCCACCAUAUUGCAUGUUCCAGAGUUUAGUGCCUAUAAUAUUGUGCGUCUUGCCAGAAGCCACCAUGUCAGCCAAGCCAUGUUGUGUUUCUAGACUUAGUAGUGAUGUGUGUGGUGACUUCAUAGUUGCUAAUAUUGAGGAUGAAUAUUCUGCUUUUACUCUGGUUGGAAUUCAGUGGAAACUCCAAUACACUGUCGCUGUAGACAAAACUAGUUUUUACCUGUUUUCUUAUUUUUCUUUCUAACUAAAAGCAUUUGUUGUCCCCUGAUGUGUGGUCGUCUGACUGAUUGUAGCUCUCGCACACAAACACCUUCAAAAUAAGGCGAUGAAGAGUAUCAUUAGAUCGUCCAGUAAUCCGUCGCCCUUGAGAUGAAUACACAUUUUGAUCUCU
Messenger RNA from Scatophagus argus, 6934 nucleotides. It is a transcript of the gene mecp2, whose product is annotated as methyl CpG binding protein 2. The record is from RefSeq and is a predicted model, not a curated record. Gene Ontology annotation, molecular function: methyl-CpG binding; chromatin binding; double-stranded methylated DNA binding. Bases 94 to 3228 code for a protein of 1044 amino acids. The transcript has 6 exons. NCBI's taxonomy places the organism in Eukaryota, Metazoa, Chordata, Actinopteri, Scatophagidae. Gene Ontology annotation, cellular component: heterochromatin; nucleus. Gene Ontology annotation, biological process: negative regulation of transcription by RNA polymerase II.